Aspergillus nomiae NRRL 13137 is the source of this 1626-nucleotide messenger RNA. RefSeq names its product cytochrome P450. The record is from RefSeq and is a predicted model, not a curated record. Bases 1 to 1626 code for a protein of 541 amino acids. NCBI's taxonomy places the organism in Eukaryota, Fungi, Ascomycota, Eurotiomycetes, Eurotiales, Aspergillaceae. Gene Ontology annotation, molecular function: monooxygenase activity; heme binding; oxidoreductase activity, acting on paired donors, with incorporation or reduction of molecular oxygen. The transcript is spliced from 5 exons.
AUGAUAGUCGAAAGGCUAGAGCAACUAUUUGCUCUCAUCCAGGGUGAGUACAUGCUCAGCCAUCCUGGAUGGAGCAAAGUAACUCUCACCAGAGCAUUACCGCUGGGAAUGCCACCAGGCCCAUUCCCGCUACCCCUAAUCGGAAAUACACAUCUGCUACCAGACCAAAAACCAUGGAUCUACUUCGAGAAACUGGCGAAGGAGUACAACACACCCAUAAUCACGUUUUGGACAGGCCGGCGACCAACAAUCUGGAUCUGCGAUGCCUGGGCAGCCAACGAACUCCUGAACAAGCGAGCCGCAAUCUACGCCUCCCGCCCACGGAUGGUCGUCUUUAGCGAGCUCGGUGCUGGCCAGUCGAACAUGGUCAACAUGUACUAUGGAGAUCGGUGGCGGCUGCACAGGAAACUAACACAUAUGGGGGUUGGGCUACAGCAAGUGCGUAUCUACCGCGGGUUCCAGAACGAUGAGAGCAAGGUCGUUGCUUUGGACCUCUUGCGCGAACCCCAGGAGUAUGUGAGCCAUUUCGAGCGGUACGCGACAAGUGUAGUCUCCAUAAUCGGGUUUGGCCGACGUGUGUCUGCAUAUACGGACCCGAUUAUCACGGAGGUGAUUGCGGUGAUGCAGCGGGCGGCGGAGCUGAAUGUGCCGGGGAAGUCGUUUCCCAUGCUGAUGGAAUCGUUUCCUUUUCUCGCCAAAUUCCCCAACUGGAUGGCACCUUGGAAGCACGGGUUGGGCAAUGGACAAGGACGCGGCAGGCCCUUUUUCUACGCGCUAGCAGAAGAGGUCGCCAGUGAUCCAGAGGCAAGACAGUGUUACGCACGGAAACUCUUUGAAGAAGCGCCGAAGCAUGACCUUACCAAAAUGGAGAUCUCCUCGCUUUCGGGGAAUCUGUUCGGGGCAGGCAGCGACACAUCGAGCUCUACACUUGUCACUUUUGUACUCGCUUGUUGUGCAUUCCCGGAGACGCUGCCCAGGGCAUGGGAAGAGCUUGACCGGGUGGUGGGGCCACACCGGAGUCCGACGUUCGAGGAUGAACCUGACCUGCUCUAUGUGAAGGCAUUUGUAAAAGAGGUUCUGCGGUGGAGAUCGGUCGCUAUUAUCGGGGGCCAGCCGCAUGCGCCGAUUAAGGAUGAUCGCUUUAAGGGCUGGCUGAUCCCUAGAAAUACCUGGGUACAGGGGAAUGUGUGGGCAAUCCACCAUCAUGAACGAGAAUUCCCUGAGCCUGACCGCUUCAAUCCGGAUCGAUAUAUUGAAGGAAGCCCCGUUCAUCGUCCAUUCCCGGUCGAGAAAGGCUACAUGACAUUUGGAUGGGGACGGCGAGUGUGCAGCGGCCAGGGUCUCGCUGAGCAGGGGACGUUCAUCACCAUUGCACGAUUACUAUGGGGGUUCGAAUUUCGAAAGGCGCUGGACCAGCACGGAAAUGAAAUUCCCGUGGAUAUCUUUGAUUAUACGAAUGGCCUUAAUAUGCGUCCCAACCCGUUUGAGUGUCGGAUUACUCCUCGCAGCCAGGAGAUCCGUUCCACCAUUCAACGAGAGGGCUUACAGGCACUGCAAGACCUAUCUCAGUACGAUGGUGAGACAAAAUACCGCAUGAGCACGUAUUAUAAUUCCGAGAAACUGUGA